UUUUGUGUUACGAUCAAGCGAAGAAGACCCCGAGAUGGGUACUGGAACAUUUGACACGAGAUAAAGUGAAAGGCGAGGCGAAUAGGAUACACUCGGCUUUUAAACCUGAUCCAAACAUUCCUGCUGUUUUUCAUUCAAGUAAUGAUGACUACUGGGAUAGUGGAUGGUCAAGAGGACACAUGGCUCCUGCGAGUAACAACAAGUAUGAUCAAGAUGCAAUGAAUCAAACAUUCCUCUUGUCAAACAUUGUGCCACAAAAUCUGGAUAACAAUGCUAACUAUUGGUACAGACUAGAAGCUUACUGCAGAAGUUUAACAAAGAGAUAUUCAGAUGUUUACAUAGUGUCUGGACCACUUUAUUUGCCAAUAGAGAAGGAUGGGAAGAAGAUGGUGCAAUAUGAGGUUAUUGGAGCUAACAACGUUGCAGUGCCAACCCACUUAUAUAAGGUUAUUUUGGCCGAAGACAAAAGCAAGCAUUCAGUUUUAGGAGCUUUCGUCAUUCCUAACGAACCGGUGAACUUUGAGAAAAAGUUGCACGAGUUUCAAGUUUCUUUAGAAGUUUUAGCUCAGUACUCAGGUUUGAUAUUUUUUCCUGAUUUUGUUGCUGAGGAAGCGACUGAUCUUUGUUUAACUGAUGGCUGUAAGAUGCUGUCAAAGGAACGCAUGGAUAUGAUUACGUUUGGCCGUCGUCUUCGAAACGCGCCGAGUUCAGAGUUGUUGGACAAUGUUUGGCGAGAGUUGAAGGAGACCAAUUUGAUACCUGAUUCCUUUACGAUGGAUGUGUAUGAGACAAGGAAAAGAGAACUGCAACAAAAAGAGACCCAAUCCGAAACAGUGAAUAUAGCAGGAGAAGAAGUAAAGGAAAACGAGAUAGAAAAACUAACGUAAUAGAAUUGGUAAUAAGAAGAAAAGUAAUAAAAAUACUGUAUAAGUUUCCAAAUGCGGAAACCGAAGCGGGACGUGUUUCUAGAAAGCUUUAGUAACUUUUUGAAGCCGACUGAGUGCAUUUAAUUCUGAUGUUCAGCGGGUUGUAGCUGAAAAACCUUUCAUUUUUGUAUAUUUUCCUGAUAUUUUUAUUGUUUGACUUUCAAGACUGUUGAUAUCCUUAUGGUUAAAAUAAUCAUGCCAAAGAAAAGUAGCUUUUCGGGUCGUCAACUGCUGGGCAAGAAACAGGCCCUUUCUUUGGGAGUUGGAAUCAUCCCUAGAGGACCAUAUAAUUAUUUUUCUAUGUCCACCGGCUCAUGAACCAUGCUUGACAUGUUUUGUUGGUAGAGAGGAAAAGAAUAUUGGUGGUUUUA
Messenger RNA from Stylophora pistillata, 1297 nucleotides. RefSeq names its product nuclease EXOG, mitochondrial. Gene Ontology annotation, molecular function: single-stranded DNA endonuclease activity; RNA endonuclease activity; metal ion binding. Gene Ontology annotation, cellular component: mitochondrial inner membrane; nucleus. Gene Ontology annotation, biological process: apoptotic DNA fragmentation. NCBI's taxonomy places the organism in Eukaryota, Metazoa, Cnidaria, Anthozoa, Scleractinia, Pocilloporidae. The record is from RefSeq and is a predicted model, not a curated record.